AUGGAAGCCGCUCGAACACGAUCAGCAUCCAAUCCAAACGUCGAAUGGCUGAAUAGUCGAGGCAUUUGGAUAACCUAUGUUCUCUUUAUAUUAUUGGAACAUUUUUUCUUCCUAAGUAUUCCUGUUUUAACGGUACCCCAAGCUUGGACAUUGACGUUUACCUUUCACAAUGUGUUUACCUUCUUCCUAUUCCAUGUCAUGAAAGGUACACCCUUUGAUACGUUUGAUCAAGGUAAAAGCAGACAGUUAACACAUUGGGAACAAAUCGAUUCUGGAGAACAAUUUACUAGGACCCGAAAAUUCUUAAUUAUGGUACCGAUUGCAAUGUUUAUGCUGACUAGUUUCUACACCCGCUACGAAGUCCAGCAUUUCUUAUUUAAUGCCACCACGUUAUGCUCUGUGAUCAUACCCAAGCUACCGGCACUGCAUACUGUACGCAUUUUUGGCAUCAACAAGUAUAAUAACUUAAUGGAUUAA
Messenger RNA from Trichoplax adhaerens, 477 nucleotides. RefSeq lists its product as uncharacterized. Gene Ontology annotation, biological process: intracellular sphingolipid homeostasis; negative regulation of ceramide biosynthetic process; ceramide metabolic process. The transcript is spliced from 3 exons. The record is from RefSeq and is a predicted model, not a curated record. The coding region runs from base 1 to 477 and encodes 158 amino acids. Gene Ontology annotation, cellular component: endoplasmic reticulum membrane. NCBI's taxonomy places the organism in Eukaryota, Metazoa, Placozoa, Uniplacotomia, Trichoplacea, Trichoplacidae.